Triticum aestivum (bread wheat) is the source of this 3130-nucleotide messenger RNA. Its product is annotated as putative F-box/FBD/LRR-repeat protein At1g78760. NCBI's taxonomy places the organism in Eukaryota, Viridiplantae, Streptophyta, Magnoliopsida, Poales, Poaceae. Bases 269 to 1339 code for a protein of 356 amino acids. Gene Ontology annotation, molecular function: protein binding. The transcript is spliced from 2 exons. The record is from RefSeq and is a predicted model, not a curated record.
AAGACUGCUGCUGCUCCAAAAACUUUUUUUUAGCUGCUGCCCCCAAAACUAGAUGCUCUGCCUUCUUCCAACAUAUUUUUAAGCAAAGCUCUGCCUCCUUCCAAACAAUGGGAGUCACGGAAUACUGUAGUAUAAAUUUUGGACAAGAAAUGCGCCGGCCCAGCCCGGCCCAGUAGGCUGAGCUGGAGACUAGGCAGCGAGUCGUGAUCGUUUGAUUCAGAUCCACGGGAGGGGGCAGCGACGCCGCCCGACUCCCCAGCCGCCGGACAUGAAGGUGAUGGCGGCGGCGGCGGCGGAGGCUGCGGCGCCCGCACCCAAGAGGAGCACAUCCGAUGAAGCGGCCGGGCCCAGGUCACAGAAACGGGCACGUGAUAGCUUCUGCGACGGCAACGCCAUCAGCCACGGCGAUCUCAUCAGCGACCUUCCCGACGCCAUCCUCGGCACCAUCUUCUCCCUGCUCCCCACCAAGGACGGCGCCCGCACGCAGGCCAUCUCCCGGCGAUGGCGUCCCCUAUGGCGCUCCUCGCCUCUCAACCUCGACGUCCCGUACCACCCCGUCGGAGAUCGGUUCGAGCGUCUCUCCGCCGUCUCCAGGAUCCUGUCGGACCACCCUGGCCCCGCACGCCGCUUCGACGUCUUUCUCGUCCGCCUCCACAGAGAGAGAAAAAGGUACGACGAAGAUGCCGCUCAGAUCGACAGCUGGUUCCAUUCCCGAGCCCUUGACAACCUUCAGGAGCUCCACAUCAGCUUCGCGCUCUUGGAAUAUACGCGUGGACGGCCUGAGAAGGACAAGCGCUGCCUGCUGCCGCCGUCUGUGCUCCGCUCAGCAUCAACCCUCCUCUUGGUCAGCAUUGGCUCCUGCGAUUUCCCAAGGGAGAUGGCACCUUCUCUGAACUUCCCCCUCCUCAAGCAGCUCAAGCUAUGGAGCGUUUCCAUCUCCGAGGAUGUCUUCUCGAGGGUGCUCUCUAGCUGCCAUGUCUUGGAGAGCUUACAUUUGUCGAGGAUUCUCGAGGGGUCUUGCCUUUGCAUUAGUUCACCAACUCUUAGGAUCAUCGUCACCCUUCGUUUGUUCGAAGGCAAAGGAAAAUUGGUCAUUAAGGAGGCCCCUCAUCUUGAAAGGCUGCUAUUACGUUCUCCGGGCUUAGGUGUCGAGACUAUCCAGGUAGUUAGGGCACCUAAACUGGAGACAGUGGGCCUUUUGUCUCCCUGCACCUUACAAAUUCAGAUCAACAAUCUAGUCUUCCAGGGAUUAAUCCCAUCGAGCUUGGAAAACCCAAUACGCAGUGUAAAGGUUUUGGCUCUCCAGUUCUGUGGCCCUGAUUUGAACUCGGUCUACUAAAAGUGGAAAAUAGAUCUUCUCAAGAGGCUCAACUGGAAUUCAGAAGUGGCUAUUUUCACUGGGAUCUGUAUUUGGAUACCCGUGACUUGUCGGUUGCCGACCCUUUCGACUGUUGUUUUCAAGAGGGGGUAGAUGCUCUUUCAGAAGAAGCAUAUCUGUGAUCUGUCCAUGGCUUAUCCCAUUGACGCCUUCUUUUGCAGAUUAUGUUGAUACCUGAAGAUUGUGUUGUCUUAUGUCUAAAAGAAAGAGUAUGGAAUUCUAGUUUCAGUCAGCAGUGCAUGCUUGUGUUACAAAUCUGCUAGUUUCAAUCAGCGCAUCAUGCUUGUGUUGAAGACUAAAUUAUCCUUUCUUCUUUCAGACAAAAGUAUGUGAUUCUUUUUAAUACUCUGAGUUAAUGCUUGCGAAAGGGCAACCUAGUACAGUCACUUUAUACAGUUUUUAUUUCCCUUGGACCCCUUGUCACUGUUGAGCCAAUGAUGCAAUUGAUCUACUAAGUACUAACAAUCACGUGUAUGUGCAUUCACCAACAAUCACAUAUACUUACUGUUUCCUUGUUUGAUCUUACACACGAAUGUUAUAUUUCGGGACACUGCGACUACUGUGUGCAACUUCUCCUUGCAUAGGUACAAUCUAGCCCAUUUCGCCUAGAAGUCUGGUAUUAAUUUAUUUUUCUACAUUUUUGAAUUGGAAAAAUACCAAUAAACUAGGGAGAUGGUUUUUCAUGGUAUGUGUACUCGGUCCCGUUUUCCUUUAAUAUCAUUGCUUGUAUAUCCCUUCCUCUUCAGCAACAGCUAUUCUGGAAGCAAACCAAGAUGAGUUACAGAAAUACUACAAGUCGUCUCUACUGGUAAAUUUAUAUAUGCCAGUUUAUCAGCAAGUCAAUAGAAUUUUUCCCCUAUGUAGUUCUCUUCGUAGAUUCACUAGAUUGCGUUUGCCUUGCUCGCACAGCAUUUCAUGCUACAUUCACCUUCUGCUGCUAGACUGCUACUAUCUCUUUCACAGUAUUUUCCAAUCAGUGUCUAAAUCAAAGAUCUAAGGCACAGCAACACCAUCAUGAUCGCUCAGGAUUUCAUCCGUCUUUCGCGUUUGAUCAGUGCAGCCAGGAUCAUUUUUGAGGAGGGGGUGCCCGACACUAUCAGAUAGAACUCCACGGCCCCGGGAGAGAACUCUACUGCUCCUGCAUAUCUUCUGCAAUUCCCACAAGUGAGCAACAACAAUCUCCGAUCCAUGCUCUGGAAGGUCUGGGCGCCGGUAAAGGCAAAGAUUUUGUCAUGGCUCCUCCACCAAAACCGCCUGUGGUGCAACGACCGUCUGCAAUGGCGCGGCUGGGUCAACGGGUAUUUCUGCCACCUAUGCUUCAGGAAUCUGGAGUCCUCCUUCCAUCUGUUCUGGGGCUGCAAUGUGGCCGUGGCCGUGGCCAUCUGGAAUCAGGCCGCCAGCUGGAAUGGGUGUAGUGCACUGAAGCAGGAAAAUUGGGCUAACGCAAAAGCAUCAACGGAGACGGCCUCUUGCAUCAUCAACUGCAGCGCGCCAAGACAAGCAAGAGGAGGAAUCAAGUCCAUGAUCAUCUUGAUCACAUCGGAGAUAUGGCAGUAGCGCAACAACUAUGUGUUCAGGGGGAAGCAACGGCGAUCAGGGACGUGAUCAAGGCCAUAAGAUCAACGCUUGAAUUAUGGCACCUCGCGGGAACAAAAAAUUUGGAGAGCCCCUUCAAGGAUCCGCCAUGAGAGUCAGACUAGCUGCUCUGCCUCCGGGCAUUUUUCUUUCUUUUUUCAUCUUCUCUUUUCCUCC